Sorex araneus (European shrew) is the source of this 1742-nucleotide messenger RNA. RefSeq names its product leucine zipper and EF-hand containing transmembrane protein 2 (gene LETM2). Gene Ontology annotation, molecular function: ribosome binding. Bases 226 to 1683 code for a protein of 485 amino acids. The transcript has 11 exons. Gene Ontology annotation, biological process: intracellular monoatomic cation homeostasis. Lineage: Eukaryota; Metazoa; Chordata; Mammalia; Eulipotyphla; Soricidae. Gene Ontology annotation, cellular component: mitochondrial inner membrane. The record is from RefSeq and is a predicted model, not a curated record.
GUCUGGUCCGCUCGUAAAAAAUGAAGUUCAACUUCACGGAGGGUACAAUUUCACACUGCAGUUCAUUAGCAUGCCUUGUUUGCCACCAGAAGGAAGAGCAAAAAGGGGGGUGCGGGCAGAGCCGUGAAACACGCAAGACGGGGAAACACCACCGCCUUCUUCGGGGGCAACGAGUGCACUUCCGCGACCCCAGGCCGCAGGUCCUUCUAUUGACUAUAUAUAAAUAUGGCUUUCUUCGGUUAUAAUACAGUCUUAACUCUUGGCCGGACAAGAUUCCUUAGCCAUUUAAUCCAUCCAGCCUGUGUUCCUUAUUUCCCAUCAAUUGCGUUUCAUCACUUGCCAGAUUCCCAUUUAAACAAAACAAUUAUGAAGAAUUAUGGAAGCAAGACAUUCUAUCUUAGUCAUUCAGGCUAUAAAGUGCCUCAUGUACGCACUAGAAUCAUACAGAAACUACACACAUCAACCUGCUGGCUGCAAGAGGUCCCGGGUAAACAUCAGCUAGCGCAAACUUCCAAAAAGCCACAGGUGUCAAGCCUUGAGCCAACAAAAGAAACUGGCAUGAAGACUAAGGAAGCAAAGCGGUCUCUUAGACAAAAAAUUGUGGAUGAAUUGAAAUAUUAUUACAAUGGAUUCUCUUUGCUUUGGAUUGACACCAAAAAUGCUGCCAGAAUGGUUUGGAACCUGUUGCAUGGACAGGUGCUGACCAGACGGGAGAGACGAAGGCUGUUGAGAACUUGUGCUGACAUCUUCCGCUUGGUUCCAUUUAUGGUAUUCAUAUUUGUACCCUUCAUGGAAUUCUUAUUACCAGUGUUUCUGAAACUCUUCCCAGAGAUGUUGCCAUCAACUUUUGAAAGUGAAUCUAAAAAGGAAGAAAAACAGAAAAAGACACUGGCUGCAAAGUUGGAAGUAGCAAAAUUUCUUCAGGAAACAAUUACAGAAAUGGCGUGGCGGAAUAGGGCCAAGUUGGGUGAUGCUUCCACACAGUUCUCAUCCUACAUCAAACAGGUUCAGACGGGCCACAAACCCAGCACCGCGGAGAUUGUACGUUUUUCCAAACUGUUCGAGGAUCAGCUAACUCUGGAGCAUCUAGACCGAUCUCAGCUUGUUGCCUUGUGCAAGCUGCUAGAACUGCAGUCCUUUGGAACCAACAAUUUACUCCGCUUCCAACUCCUGCUGCAGCUGAAGUCGAUAAAAACAGAUGAUGAAGCAAUUGCCAGAGAAGGUGUGAAUACUUUGAGUGUGUCAGAGCUACAGGCUGCCUGUAGGGCCCGGGGGAUGAGGUCCUUGGGUCUCACUGAGAAACAAUUGAGACAAGCGCUCACAGAGUGGCAGCAUCUCCACCUGAAAGAGAAUGUACCUCCUUCUCUUUUGCUCCUGUCACGAACAUUUUACCUGUUAGAUGUGAAGCCAAAGCCAGUUGAGAUACCACUACCUAGGCAGACAACAGACAUUCCCUUGGAAUCACUUACCCCCCCUGCACCGAAAGAGAACUUGGUGGAUGGAUCACCUCAACCAAAGGGAUCCAAGGAUGAAGAACUCAGGCAAGUGCCACCAGUUACAUCACCACCCAUCACAUCAUCUGUCACUAUUUCAUUACCUAAAGAAUCCAUCGCUUCUGCUAAGCAAGCUGCCGCGGCACAGAAGACAGUCCAGAACAGCAAGGCUGAUUCCAAAGGCACCUAAGGUCUGCUGGAGGUGAUGCGUUCUCUUCACCUGCCUGUGCUGAAGCAGUGAGAGCCGGA